Ruditapes philippinarum (Manila clam) is the source of this 12070-nucleotide messenger RNA. RefSeq lists its product as uncharacterized. Lineage: Eukaryota; Metazoa; Mollusca; Bivalvia; Venerida; Veneridae. The transcript has 8 exons. Gene Ontology annotation, molecular function: ubiquitin protein ligase activity; zinc ion binding; ubiquitin conjugating enzyme binding. Gene Ontology annotation, biological process: ubiquitin-dependent protein catabolic process; positive regulation of proteasomal ubiquitin-dependent protein catabolic process; protein polyubiquitination. Gene Ontology annotation, cellular component: cytoplasm; ubiquitin ligase complex. The record is from RefSeq and is a predicted model, not a curated record. Bases 297 to 3632 code for a protein of 1111 amino acids.
GUCGUGUUCAGCCUAAGGUAUUUUGAAACGUGAAGAAUGGGAAAUAGUAUGUCUGGAAAACAACAAAAUCAAUGACUGCGAAAAAAAUACUUUUCUUAUUUGCUUUCAUGCGGAUUUCAACAAAAGAUGAAGAAAUGACUGGAUUGACGUCAGUACUGUUUAUGUACGAGACGGGUACACACGUAACUUCUUUGUAUUGACAUUCAACAGGGUAUGGAACUAUUGCUAUCAGAGUUGUAUUGAAGGAAGUAUAUAAAAGAUACAGGUGAGAGAGCUAAGUGAUUGAUAAUUUUACCAUGGAGAAUGAUAAACUUACCACGGAGAAACAUAACUUUACCAUGGAGAAUGAUAAAAUAACCAUGGAGAAAGAUAUACUUCAGACAGAGUUCAAAAAACUUACCAUUGAGAAAGAUAAACUUAACAUGGAAAAUAAUAAACUUAACAUGGAUGAAGAUAAACUUACAACGAAAAAUGAUGGGAAUAGAGUUAUAGAUAAAGUGAAUGGAGCCUUGACUGGAAACAUGCAAAAGAAAGAAAAGGAAACCUCAGAUGACCCAUUUGUACAUGAAGAUAAAGAAAGUUUUGAUGGCAGGAAAAAAUCUAAAGAAAGAACUAACAAUGAAAAAGCCAAUGGGGCUUUGACAAAAACAGUGAAAGCAAAACAUGUGAACAUGGGGGAUAAAACAUCAUCAGAUCAUGGUGAAAUGACAGCACAGAAACAAGCACCCUCUUAUAGUGAAGCAAAUUAUCUGAAAACUCUAGAGUGGAUGGAAGCAAGUUCAAAAGAAUCAUUUGAAAUCUACAGCCGAACAAAACGUAAGUUAUAUGAUUUACACAAUAAACCUCGGGCCAAGAAUUACAGUAAACACAAAGAAAUAGCUUAUGAUUUUUCAAAAAAGAAACCUGAUGUUUAUUUGUUGGAUACAUCAAAAUUCAGAAGUGAUGAUAUUGGAAGUAACACUGACAGUUGUGAAAAUUUAAGGUCUGAUUUGCAGACCAGUGAUCUAGAUGAUAAUGUCCCUCGGUUGACAUUGUUACAACUGUCUAAAUCAGCUGAAACUGGCAAUGUAAAUGAAGCACACAAAGCUGGUUUUAGAAAUGAGAAACCGAUUCCAGACAAUGUUCCACCUCCCCCACCUCUGUUAAGUCUUGACAGAUCAUGCUCACUGCCACAGGCUCCAUUACCUCUUGAAAGAUCAUGUUCACUGCCACCAAGAUCCUUGACAACAAGUGAGUCGCAAUCAAUCCCUGUUCCACCGCCCCCACCAUCCAUUCAAUGGCGACCACCUAAUCAAAGAGGCAUUGUAACAAGGAGUCCGAUAGUCAGACCAAAAACAAAGCAGUCUGAUCUGACUGACGCUGAAGAACAAUCACCAGGAACAAGUAGUAAUCAAGAGAGUGAUGAUGAUAUUGAGCUAGAGGUAGCUCGAGAAGUGUUUAGAACAAUGAUAGGCAAUGUUCGGCCAUUUAUUCCGAUGGGUGAAAACGAGCCAAAUCCAGACAGAAUGCAGUUGGAGGAGCUUCAAACAGCAAUCAUGGAUUUAAGAUACCUUGAACAGGCCAUGUUUGAAGCAGAUGAGUUCAUGGAUCUUGACUUUGAUGAAUUUGGUGGUUUUAAUUUUGAGCUUCCGCACUUCAGUGAAAAGAGUGUUGAACCUUCUUUUGCAAGAGGCGAUGAAGUCAUUACUGAAUGUUUGAUAUGUUACGAUGAAGUGAAGUUGCAUAAGCGACUUUGUUGUGAUUACCCAGCCUGCGAUAACUGUAUGGAGCAGUACAUAGAAACUAACGUUACACAAGGUGUCGUGAAAAUCCCAUGUCUCGGUCAUGAGAGCUGUAAUGCUUUUAUAUACAGAGAUGAAAUUCUCGGAAGACUUUCAGUUCCAAUGAAAGAUAAAUACUAUAAGUUUUUAGUCGACGCUAACAAAGAUCCGAAGGUCAAGACUUGCCCGAGGUGUAGCAAUAUAACUCAAAUAACAGACGAGCAAUCAGAAAAGAAAACAAAGUAUGGCCUGUUAAUCACAUGUUCAGAAUGCCAUUUUGAUUGGUGUUUUGAAUGUCAGGCACCAUGGCACAAUGGGAUCAAAUGUAAAGAGUUCAGAAAAGGGGACAAAUUGGUGAAGUCAUGGGCAAAAGAGAAGCACUAUGGCAACACAAAUGCACAGAAGUGUCCAAAGUGCAAAAUUUUUAUAGAACGCAAAGGGGGAUGUGAUCAUAUGGUAUGCCUGAAAUGUGACACAGGUUUCUGUUACAAGUGCGGAGGUCGGUACCUGGAUAUGAAGUUUUUCGGGAACCAUCUGAGUCGUUACAGUCCACUGGGAUGUAAAUAUAACUUUAAACCGGACAAGCCGGUGCUGAGGAAACUGAUCAGAGGAUCCGUGUUUGGGGCCAAGCUUCUGGGUGGAGUGGUGUUGGUUGGGCUUGGAGUAGCUGCGGUAGGGGUCCUGUUAGGGGCCAGUGUUGUUAUACUUCCAGCAUUCGGAGCAUACAAGUAUCGUAGGCACAGAAAGUUCAAACGGCGACAAAAACGACAACAGGAACUAAUAAAGAACCGGUCCAAGAAUGCGAUAAUGGAGUUGCAUCGUGAGCGUCCAUAUAUGCUUGACCCAAGGUCACUUCGAGAACGCGAGAGUCUUUGGGAAACUCUAGUGAGAGAAGAUGCUAUAAGGAGGUCCUCUAGAUUUGUGGGGAACGACACAGUACAUAUUGGAAUACAGACUGGCAAGUCUCAACAGGUUGAUGUUACUGUUCAUAAUCCAUAUCAGCCAGAUGCAUUGGUAGCUAAGGAUGAUCAGCAACAGAGUUCAGAAAUAAGAAUGAAUAUCACGGAUGACCGCGGUCAAGUGACUGUUACAACUGCAGAAAUUUCCCAUAAUUCCACUGCAGGAGACGGCUCCGAAGCGGAGAUAGUGCUUCAUGUCAAAACAUCUUACCCAAAAAAUGAGAAAGAGGCUAAGCCCCAAAUAGUUGAAAAAAGUGAAGCAACUCUAAGUACUGAAUCACACUUUGAAAAUUCAGACGUUACUAAGUCUGAUCUUGACACUAAGGUUGAUGUCAAUGAUUCAAGUUGUUCUUCAAAACUUUCAUCUACCCAAAAUCCUUCAGAAGUCAGACCCACGUCUGCUCAGGUUCACAGGAGAGCUCACUCUACAGGAAGUGUGAGGAAGAAUUUGAAGAAACAGGACUUUGGGUCUAUUUCCAGAAAAUGGAGAUUGAAGUCCUUAUCCAGUAGAAAAACAAGUGAAAGUGAUUCCACAGAGUCUUCUGCACAACUUAGUCUAGAUCAGCCAGAAAGCUUGAAUAUAUUAGAGAAUAACAAGCCUCCAGUUGAUAUUGAUGAAAGUUCAGAUCCUGAAAAUCUGACACAGUCUGGGUGUUUUUUGAAGCUUCUAGGGAAAAAAAUAAAUACAUACCAGAUUCAGAUUGAAAAAGAAAAGCAGCUUGCAUCUAAAUCAGACUCCAGUUUAGGUGAUAGGUUGAAUUGCCCAGAUGUAGUGUCCUGUGCCUUAGAAGCAGAAAGGAAAAGUAAGGAGAAUUUAGAAAAUGUAGGUCAAGGUCAAACAAAUGUUAAGGUUGGUCAGAAAGAUACCACCGCUGGUGUUGUUCCCACUGAAACUGAUUCAACUGCCUUGUAAGAAAAGGUUUUCAAUCGAAGAUAUUAUUUUUAACAUGGUAUUGUAGAUAUUUAUAGUAUUUAUGUGUAUAUCUUAAGCUAGCUAUAAAUUGAGCUACAUGUUUAAUUACGCAGCAUUGGUAUCAUAUUAAUAUUAGUGUUGUUUUGUCUGCGUGCUUUUAACCAACAUUGGUAAUCACAUCUCCAUACCAUGGCCAAGUGGAUAUGGUUGCUGACUUAGCUUACCACUUGCUCUUCACUGCUGUGGGUUCGAAUCCCACCAGGAACUUUUUUGAUUCUUAAACAUGUGGAAUCUAUUUGGCUGGCUUAUUGUGAGACUUUAAACCUAUCCAAAGCAAACUACAAAAAACAACAACAAAGAAACAUGCAUAUAAAUAUGACUGUACUUCAAUAAGUAAAUAUAACUUAAAUCUUUUGAAAAGUUGCGGGGUAUGGGGGUUAUAAGAAGAUUUGGGUCAGGAGCCUCUUUGUUCUAUAAAUUAUUCAUUUACCUGAAGAUGAUUUUGUAAAAAAUAUUUUUUUUUUUGGAUGUUUUUUUUAUUUUGGAAAAUAAUCUUUGUUGUUUGAAUUUAUUACUUAAUUAGUUAUGUGAUUUUUGCUUAUUUUGUUGUUGUUGUUAGUUUUAUUUAACAAAGAAAAAACAAGAUGUGAUUUAUUUUGUGCAAUUAACAAUGGAUAUUUAUUGUGCUUAUUAACUUAUUUAAAAACUUUAUGUUAACUUAAUAAUCAUGUUUUUUUUUGUUUUUUUUUUAUUGAAUUUUUCUUUUGAAAUUAAUUUAUUUAGAUGUUAAGAUAAAGGAAGGAUAUUUUAUUUAUAGAAACAAGAAGGAAUCUUGAAGACUUAAAAUAUCGGGAAUCUGGACAAUUCCCUUCCAAAUUAUUAUUAACAACACAGACAUUUUCACUCUCAUUAUUUUUGCAGGGUGGACAAUUCCCUUCCCUUUGCUUUCUUUUGAGCCUGGACAACUCACUCUUUAAUAUUUUUAUCAGAAAAAAAGUAAAGUAAAAGUUUAAAAAAAAAAAAAUGUAUUGAUCUCAGUAAGUAAUACCUUUAUAAAACAUGAUUAAUUUAUGUUCUAAACAUGCAUAUUUAAUUAACUGGUAGGUGACAAUUAAAGGUCUUAAUUCAUCCAAAAGAGACAUGAAAAUCUGCCACACUAGGUCAAUAAGAAUGUUAGUCUUAAAAUCUACAUUGGAGGGGAAUUGUUGGAAAUUCCAGUUGUCAGGGUAAUCUAAAUGUAUUUCUAAAUUUUGUAACAUGUUAAUUUUUUUUCAAUAUCUCCACUUACAAUAGAUCUAUUCUGAAGAAUAUUGUGUCACCUUUUCUCAGGUGUGAAAUGUUUAUUCAGCCUCAUUCCAUUUGCAUCUGUGUUCACUUUAUUUCCUUGCUCUUUUUACAUUUUGUGUUGUUGUUGUUUUGUUUUUUUCUAGAAAGUGUACCUGGUAAAUUUUAAUGCUGUAGCACUUGGUAUUUUUUAUAAUGUUCAUUUUAAUGCUGUGUCAAUUGCUGUGUUUCUUUUCAAUAUAAUGGAAGCCAGUAGCCAAGUGCUUAAUGUUGCCAACUUCAAAUCACUUACCUCUAACUGUUAUAGAUUUGAAUACCGUCACAAACUGUAGAUUCUUUCAUGUGCGGAAAGCUCUUGAACUACCUCACGGAAGGUCGGUGGUUCUACUUAGGUAUCCGAUUGUGCCUGAAAUAAUGCAUGGAGUGGCACCUGAGGUCUUAUUGACCAUCAAAGGUGUAUAAAUUUACCACAUGAUCUUUACAAGCAAAUUGAUAAGAUAGUGCACAGUUUAGUUUCUGUUCUUAGCUCUUUGGUAGAUGGUGUGACUGGAAUAAUAUAGUCAUUUUCAUUUUGUGCUUUUGUUAUGUAGAAAAUAACUAGUUAGAAAAUAACUGGUUGAAGUUUUUCGAUUUUAGUUGUAUGAGUGGGCAUUGAUAUUUUACUCAUAUCUGCCGUGUAUGUUCAUUUUUUUCCCAUAAUUUGAAUCUCAUAAAAAAAAAAAAACAUUAAAAAAUAUAAUUGAAGAAAAAAAAUUAAAAGAAAAUUUUUUAUUGAAGAAGAAAAUUUACCUUUUUUUAACAAAAGAAUUCUUAAAAAAUUUGCUCUAUGUAUAUUAUUAUUAAAUUUUGUUUUCAUAUUACUUGCGUUUUGUUUCCAAUUUUAAAGCAUUCCAUACUAUCUAUAUACAACAUAUAGGAAAGAAAUGUAUAAAAUGAUGUGAUAUUAUAAAAGUCAUUUCUAGUCUGGGGAUUUAGGAAUUAGUUUUUUUGUUUUUGUAUUUAAGCUGAUACCAUCGACAUAAAAACUGGCAAACGAAGGCCUUUAUUACUAUGUAACAAAACAUGAGGGAUAUUCACCGAUUUUUUAGGGUUUGUUUGAUAUUUUAUAAGGGAGACCACUGAGACUGGACAGGAAAUACAAAAUGUAGUUUAUUUACGAUUCUUCUUUCAUGUGAUGCAGGUCUAGACCAAUAAUUUGUAUUCAAAAUUUCAGAUCAUUAGCUCACUCUUUUUUUCCCUUUUUUUCAGAAUGAUAAUUUGAAUUGUAAAAAAUGUCUCAAAAUUGAAAAACUUGGCAAUGCUUUUUACUCGAAAUCAGGCUAAGAUUAACACAAAAUUAUAAUUUUAAUUGAUUUCUGGGUAUAUUUCUUAAUUAUCUUUAAUUUGCAUAUCAUUUUGUUUAUGUGCCCUAGUUGAUAUAUGUGAGAAAUUCAAAUAGAUCACAGUGGAGUUCCUUUAAGUAUUUUAUUUUUACAUUUAUAAAGGCUUAGUUAUUGUUAGAAUUAUAGCUAGCUCAUUGACAGAAUAUUCAUUAAUGUUGUUACUACUGUCUAGUGAAGUUGAUUUGUGUGUGAAAUUAUGAAGAGUGUAAAUAUGUUUCUCAAAGUCAGUAGAACAGCAAGGUCAGAAAGGUUAGGAAAAGAAACUGUAAGAAAUAUGUUAAAUUUGGAUUUUCAUAAUUACAGCAAAAUCAUAAUUACGCUUGGGGCACUAAUUGUUGUGAUUUUUGUCGAUCCACAAAUUUAAGAUGUAACAUGGUUUUAUUUCAUCUGUUAUUAUUUUUGCAUAACAUUAAUUGCAGCUUACUAUUUGAAAUUGUAGUUGGUUAAAAGUGAUUAAUCUGUAAGCUGGUUUUUCUUGGAGUGAGAAAAAAAAACAUCAAUUAAUUAAUUAAUUUCCUGGUUUCAUGUAUAUGUACAAACCAAUGUUGUAAUUGUAUUGAUUGAUGAUGAAACAGAGGUUCAAACCACUCUGUGUAGGGUAGUAGGGUUAAAUAUUUGUUUUUUAUAAAAUCACAGUGAAUUAUAUAUUGUUUUAGAUUUUAGAAAAUUGUGAAAUGUAAAUUUAGGAGUCAGUCAUUGGUGGAGAAAAUGGUAAGUACUGGUUGUUUAUCCAGGAAAGCCCACAGUAUAUAAACAAAAUCACUGUACCCUGCCUUUUGAGCCUAUAUAAUUCAAUGUGUACCCUGUCUUGUGAGUAAAAUCACAUGCUACUUCUGAUCUGUGUACCCUACUUUGGAGCCUAUAUAUUUUAAUUUGUGCGAUAACAGGAAGUAGACUUGUUUAUUUACUGUGAAAUCGGUUAGAUGGAUCAGUUGACAAGAUAUGACCAAAAAUGUGUUAGAAUUGUUUCAAAAACAAGAGAAACCAACAAAUCAAGUAACAUUGACACUAAGUGUCCACGCAUAUUUUGCUUGUAAGGUAUCAGUUUUCCCCUAUAUGUGUUUGUAGCAUGGUAGAAAUGGCAGAAAUAUGCUCUGUAAAAAAAUUGAAAAUUCCUUCAUAGUUUGUGUAAAACACAUGAUGUUUAUGUACAAAAUAACAGAUAAUGGUACUGCAUUGUAUAAUAGAGACGCCAAAAGACAGAGUUUUAAACUGUAAUGAGUUUCCCAUUUUUUUAUAUUUUUUCAAAAAAAGUAUUUUCCUUGUAUACAUUUGUGUUAAAUUGAUUCUUGCAGUAUAUUUUUGUUUUUCUUUAAGAACAACAAUACUCUGAACAAUGAACUUCCUUGUGACAAGUUUUCUUUUAUGAAUAUAUCAUUAGUGCUGUGACAUUUGAAUAAAACAGUGUAUGUAUUCAUAUUAAGCACAAAGGAAAAAAGAAAAUAAAGAAGAAUUUGUUUAUAAUAUAACUAUAUACUACUGAAAAUUGAUGGAAUAGAGGUACAAAAUGCAUUACUCAUUUAUCUUAUAUAAUACUGUGAUGUUUUUAUUUUUUACUUGCAAAAUGUUAAAGAAAUGUGUGAAUACUAAUGGAUGUAUAUUUGAUUAGAAAAAACAGUGUCAUUUGAUAAAAUAAUGAUUUUAUUUGAUAUUUUUGCAGGACAACAUUUAUUAUGAAGUGAACAAACAGAGUCACAUUUCUUAUGAUUCAUUAUAUGAAAUGUAUUAGAUAUGUAAGAGACUCUUAACAAAUAUGCUUUUAGAUUGAAUAUAUUCUACUACGUAAUACGUUAAUAUGACAUAACUAUCAAUUUUAAAAUGUCAAUAUCAUCGCUGUACUAGUAAUAUAUUUUACUUUGUAACUUGUUAAUAUGACGUACCUGACAAUUAAGAAAUGUCAAUAAUGUCCAGUGGCUUGGAUAUAUAUGGUCUCCUACUUGGAAUCAUUUGUACUUUACCGAUGUUUGUUCCGAUUCCAUCUUGUAGAAGGUUUUGGAUGCCAUUUUGCUUUAAGACCUUCUUUUGCUGAGUUAAUUAUUGAAUUAAUUGUACUUUGAUAUUUGUGAUUAAAUUGAAACAUGCAUUUGGUUAUUUCCAUUUAAUGAAUAUUGAUCUGUUGUUUUUUUAGCUUACAUGUCACAAAGUGACAGGGUGAGCUUUUGUGAUCGCUUUUCGUCCGGCGUCCGUCCGUAAACUUUUACUUUAAAUGAAAUCUCCUCAUAAACCACUAAGCCAAUUUCAUCCAAACUUCACAGGAAUGUUCCUUUGGUGGUCACCUUUAAAAAUUGUUCAAAGAAUUUAAUUCCAUUUAGAACUCUGGUUGCCAUGGCAACCGAAAGAAAAAACUUGAAAUAUCUUCUCUUAAAAAACCCCAAGAGCUAGAGCUUAGAUAUUAUGCAUGAAACAUCUUCUAAUGUGUGUCUACAAAGUUUGUAAAAAUAAAAGCCCUGGGGUCAAAAUUGGCCCCGCCCCAGGGGGUCAUUGAUUUUCCCUAUAUGCAUAUAGUAAAAACUUAAAAAAUCUUCUUUUAAAGAACUCAAAGAGCUAGAGCUAAGAUAUUUAGCAUGAAACAUGUUCUAAUUGGUGUCUACCAAGUUUGUUCAAAUAAAAGCCCUGGGGUCAAAAUUUGCCCCGCCCCGGGGGUUAUUGAUUUUCCUUUUAUGUAUAUAGCAAAAACUUAAAAAAUCUUCUUUGAAAAAACCCAAAUAGCUGGAGUUUAGAUAUUAAGCAUGAAACAUCUUCUAGUGAGUGUCUACAAAGUUUGUUCAAAUAAAAGCCCUGGAGUCAAAAUUGGCCCUGCCCCGGGUGUUAUUGAUUUUCCUUAUAUUUGUAUAGCAAAAACUUAAAAAUCUUCUUUGAAAAAACCCAAAUAGCUAGAGUUAAGAUAUUAAGCAUGAAACAUCUUCUAGUAAUUGUCUACAAAGUUUGUUCAAAUAAAAGCCCUGGGGUCAAAAUUGGCCCCGCCCCAGGGGUGUCAUUGGUUUUAACUAUAUAUUAUAUGUAUAGUAAAAACUUAAAAAAUCUCCUUUUAAAAAAACCCAAUGAGCUAGAGCUUAGAUGUUUAGCAUGAAACAUCUUCUUAUGGGUGUCUACCAAGUUUGUUCAAAAUAAAAGCCCUUGGGUUAAAAUUGGCCCUGCCAAGGGGGGGGGGAUGGAGGAGGGGGUAGAUUGUUGUUUUUCAUUAUAUGUGUGUAGUAAAUUUUAACAUCGUGAAAUAUCUUCUAAUGGGUGUCUUCCAAGUUUGUUUAAAUAAAAGCCCUGGGGUUUAAACUGGCCCCGCUCCGGGUGCCUUUAUACAGGUGAGCGACCUCAGGCCCAUCAUGGCCCUCUUGUUUAAAGUUUUGUUUUGAAGAAAUCAUGCAUUUGAAUAUUUUGAUUUAAAGAAAUUAAGCUUCUGGUAACUUGGAUUUCAUGAUUGUGUUUUGAAUAAUUUAGUUUAAUUGCUUUGUAUUGAAUAAUUCAAACUUUUGAUUUUGUUUUGUAUUGAAUAAUUCUGGCUUUAGGUAAGAUUAUUAUAUUUUGAAUGAUUAAGGCUUUAGUUUGGAUUAUUUUGUUCUGAAUAAUUCAGGUUUUGAUUUUUUAUGUUGAAAAAUUCAGGCUUUUGUUUGGAUAAUUUUGUUUUAAAUAUUUCUGGGUUUUGUUUAUUUUUAGCUUUUUAUAAAUCAUUUUUUGAAAAAAAGCUACAUUGAAUGUAGGCCAGAUAUUUUAAAAAUAUUUUGGGGUUUGUGACCUUAAAACUGCUUGAAGUGAUGAUAUUGUAGACUUAUGCCACCUGUUCGUUCCUGGUGAGAGCCUGCAGAGAAAGGUCAGUCUGCACUUCCAUGUAGUCUGAACAAACAUUAUUCUGUUUGCAACUGGAUUAUUCAGGUUUUUUGACAAUACUGCCUUACAUGAGUGGAUAUUUACAGAUACUUUAGGGUUUGUAAUCCAUUGGCGUUUAAAGUUACAUUAUUGAUUGGAGUCUCUGUUUAACAUUUUUUGUUACGUUUUUAUUAUCAUCUCACAUUUUUUUCUUGUGCCCUUUUAGGUAUUGCUUGAAAAUUUGUGUACUUGUUUUGACCUUGAACCACACUUUUAGGUAAGAAGCUAUAACUCUGUAAAGAAUUUUGAUCAAAUUAAUGCCUAACUUUUGACUUAUAAUUAAAUUUUUUUGUAUUUCAUCAUUUAUUACCUUUACCCUUUAAGUUAAAAUUGACUCAAACUGUCACAAAUUUAAUACAUAAACUGCCGUUGCCUUUCACUGUGUUAUAACCUACAGUAAUAGACAUAGCUUUCAUUGUUAGAACUGUAAUUCUCUAUAAGCUUUAACUCUUCACCUGCUGGAAUCAGAAAUGAUUAGCCUCUAUAUAGAAGAUAUUGGAUGAGUGUAAAUUCAAUAUUGAAUUUAUUGAAUGAGUUGAAUCAAUCCAGUUAUGAACUAACACAAAUAUGAUAUUCUGUUUAUCUCAUACCCAAAAUAAAGUCAGUUUUUCAUUGACGUGCUUAUAGUGUAAUGCUAACAUUCAGCAUGUUUUUACGCUAUAUUUGUAUAAUCCAACUAUUAUGUAAAAUCAAAAUUUAUGCACAGCCGUGCAUUACCAUUGUUACGGAGAUGCAAAUAGCGACAUGGGCCUGUGAUAAAACACUAUACAUGUAUUAGCCUCUAUAUAGCAUGUUGGUGCAGUCUGACCUGGCUUUCAGAACUUGUUGGCUGACUUACUUAACAAAGUUUCAUCAUGAUAUUUAGUCACUUCCGAGAAUGGUAGAUCGACAACAUUGAGUCCAUUAAAGAAAUUCAGCAGGUAAAGGGUUUUAAGUGUGAUAUUUGUGAUAUGAAUACAUGUAUUCUGUUGUGCAGUGACUGCAAAAUAUAAAUGAUUAUACAAUGUAUAUGUAAAUCAAUGAAUCUCAAUGUGUUAGUAUCUUAUAGGCCCAUUAUGCCUCGCUAUUCCAUAUAUAUUAAAUUGUUUAGAAAUUUAAAAAACAUGUGUUAAAGAAUGUUUUUAUAAUGGAUGUAGAGCAUGUUAGAUGUUUAACAGUUGAGGAAAGUCACAUUGAAUGUGCAGUUAUGUGUCAUAAUGGUAUCAUUAGACUUAUCCAUACAAAAUACUAAUUCAUUAUAAUUAUACCAUUUGCCAACAAAGCAAAAGGAGCAAAGAUAAUGUCAUGUUAUGAAAGACAUCAUGUUAUUUAUCAUGUUGUAAAUAAAUCAUGUUCUGAAUAUUAUCAUGUUUUCAAAGUAUCAUGUUUAUCAAUAAAUCCAUCAUUGAAAGUAUCAUAUUUCAAAACAUGUUCUGAAAGCUUUUUGUUAAUAUAUCUUUUUAUGAAUAAAUCCAGUGAAAGUUUCAUAUUUUGAAAACAUGUUUUGAAAGUUUCUUGUUAUCUUGUUAAUGAAUAAAUCCAGUUAUCAUGUUUAUGAAUACAUGUUUAUAAAUAUAUCAUGUUUAUGAAUUUAUCCAUUGAUGAAAGAAUCAUUGUAAUAAAAAUUUAAUGUUUUGAAUAUAUUAUGAAUAUACUGUAUUUUGAUAAUACAAUUUUAUGAAUAAAUUAUGCUGUUAAUAUGUUAUGAUAUGAAUGAAUAAUGUAUAGAAAAUAUCAAUCAAUUUAUAUGAAAGUUAUGUUUUGAAAAUAUCAUGUUAUGAAUGAAUAAUUGUUUGAAUAUAUUGGGUUUUUUUUUCCCAUACAUUAUGUACUGUUAUUGUACUUAUUGUGAUAUUAUAAAUUAUUUAUUGUAGUCUCUGUGACAGUCUCAUUUUCAGUGCAAAAAAAUAAAAAAUGUAUUUUCCUUUGCAA